GUAAGAUUCAGUGCUAACAUAGACAUUAUAGGACGAAAAGAGGCCUGACAACUAAUUACCAAGGGAUUGAACAAUUAUAAUUUGGAGAAAAUGUGCCUGGUUCAUAGAGUACACCUAGGGAACCCCCUCAGGCCCGCUUUAAUUCCCAAACUACAUUUCCCAUAAUCCUUUACGCUCUGCCCUUCCUUGUUCGCGUCCAGUUUUGCAGUCCCGCGACACUUAGAAGGCGGAAGUGAAGCGGAAGCCAUUACUCUUGGGAGGAGAGUGCUGCUAUACACAUGGGAAGAGGAGUGGUCCACCGUGGCUUCUUACAAGCACUUGGUCCCCGCGGCCGAUCGGACUUUCCGUAUGAACUUGUCAUUCCCUCAACCGCAGCUUCCGUGACCUUUGCGUCCCAUGAUUCUACUGUCGGUGAUAUGUCUGCUCCAGGAGGCCCAUGAGAGAGAAAGUAGCUUCCUGCUCCCAGGCCCUGCUGUUCAGGCAGAUUUACUGUCAUUCUUGAAGAUGGCAGCUCUUGGCCUGGUUCCUACAUGUGCUAUGCCCAACCAGGAACCUGCCUAUAUCCAUGAGUCAGAAAUUCCUCUUUCUUCAAAAGACCAUUCCUGUCCCCAGGAUGUGGACCUGUUUGCAUGCAAUGGCCUGGAACCUCAUACAUCAACCAGUGUUGAACCACCUCAGGAAUCAGUGACUUUCCAGGAUGUUGCUGUAGACUUCACUGAGAAGGAGUGGCCCUUGCUGGACUCUACUCAGAGAAAACUGUACAAAGAUGUGAUGCUGGAGAACUAUAGCAACCUUGCUUCAGUGGGGUGCCAGGUGGGCAAACCCAGCCUCAUCUCCCACUUGGAGCAAGAAGAGGAACUGAGGACAGAGGAUCGGGAGCUUCACCGAGGCCCUUGUCCCGAUUGGGCGACGCCAUCUCAAACCAAAUGGUCAAUUCUUAUGGAAGAUAUUUUUGGGAAGGAAACAUCUAAUGGUGUGACAGUGGAAUCAGUGACUUUCCAGGAUGUUGCUGUAGACUUCACUGAGAAGGAGUGGCCCUUGCUGGACUCUACUCAGAGAAAACUGUACAAAGAUGUGAUGCUGGAGAACUAUAGCAACCUUGCUUCAGUGGGGUGCCAGGUGGGCAAACCCAGCCUCAUCUCCCACUUGGAGCAAGAAGAGGAACUGAGGACAGAGGAUCGGGAGCUUCACCGAGGCCCUUGUCCCGAUUGGGCGACGCCAUCUCAAACCAAAUGGUCAAUUCUUAUGGAAGAUAUUUUUGGGAAGGAAACAUCGAAUGGUGUGACAGUGGAAAGCAGUCAGCUUGGAGAGAAGUCCACGGAAUACACUAACCUGUUUGACGUCUUCAGCAUAGGCACUCAUCUCACUCAGCAGAUGGGAAGGCACACUGGCAAGAGACCGUAUCACCUCCGGGACUGUGGGGUGGCUUUCAGGAACAGGUCCCAUGUAACUCAACACGUGAGCAUUUACAACGGGAGGAAGAUGCACGAAUGUCAUCAGUGUCAGAAAGCCUUCACCACAAGUGCUUCCCUCACACGGCACAGGAGAAUACAUACUGGGGAGAAGCCCUAUGAGUGCAGUGCUUGCGGGAAGGCUUUCAAUGAUCCCUCAGCCCUCAGGAGUCACGCAAGAACUCACCUCACAGAGAAGCCCUUUGACUGCAGUCAAUGUGGGAAUGCCUUCCGCACCCUCUCCUCCCUGAAGAUACACAUGAGAGUCCACACUGGGGAGCGGCCGUACAAGUGUGACGAGUGUGGGAAGGCUUAUGGCCGGAGCUGCCACCUCAUUGCCCACAGGAGAACACACACUGGGGAGAGACCCUACGAGUGUCAUGAUUGUGGCAAGGCUUUCCAGCACCCCUCCCAUCUCAAAGAGCAUGUCAGGAAUCACACUGGGGAGAAGCCCUACGAGUGCACGCAGUGUGGAAAAGCCUUCCGGUGGAAGUCAAACUUUAACUUGCACAAGAAGAACCACACAGUAGAGAAAAGCUACGAGUGUAAAGAGUGUGGGAAAUCUUUCGGGGACCUCCUGUCCCGGAGGAAACACAUGAGAAUUCACAUUGUUAAGAAGCCUGUUGAGUGCAGACAGUGCGGGAAGGCAUUCAGGAACCAGUCCAUCCUCAAGACGCACAUGAAUUCCCAUACUGGAGAGAAGCCGUAUGGAUGCGACCUCUGCGGGAAAGCCUUCAGUGCGAGCUCCAACCUAACUGCGCACAGAAAGAUCCACACCCAAGAGAGACGCUACGAGUGUGCUGCCUGCGGGAAGGUCUUCGGAGACUAUUUAUCCCGGAGGAGGCAUAUGAGCAUUCAUCUAGUGAAGAAGCGUGUUGAAUGCAGACAGUGUGGGAAAGCCUUCAGAAACCAGUCGACCCUCAAGACACACAUGAGAAGUCACACAGGAGAGAAGCCUUAUGAGUGUGACCACUGUGGGAAGGCCUUCAGCAUCGGCUCAAACCUCAAUGUACACAGGAGGAUACACACUGGGGAGAAGCCUUAUGAGUGCCUGGCCUGCGGGAAAGCCUUCAGUGACCAUUCGUCCCUCAGGAGCCAUGUGAAAACUCACCGGGGUGAGAAGCUCUUUGUGUCAUCGGUGUGGAAAAGGCUCCAGUGACACAUCUUUUUUAAAGAAAAACAUGAGAACUCAGAUUGACAGGGAACCUGGCAGGUGUCAGGAAGGCAGGAAGCUUUGAGGAACUCAUCUCACUGUUAACUUGGGAGAAAUCCAGUUCGUAUAAUAACUGGGGAAAGACUUGGGUUUUUCCACAUCACAUUGGAACUAUGUGAGAACUCAUAGUGGGUGAGAAAACGUGUAUCUGAGGUAUGAGGAAGCCAUCAGUUUACAUGUAGCUCUCAACAAACAGGAGAACUUGGAGAGGGAACCCCUAACCUGGUAUUUAAUGUCAGAAUGACUUUAGUACCACCUCGUACCUUCUGGGCACAAGAACAAGCUCAUCUUGGAGGAUCUCUGUAAAUUCCAUGACUGGACAAACCUUUCCUGGUCUGAUUGUAUCCCUCAUGAGAGAAAUCACACUAAAGAGAAAAAUCUAUGAAAUAAGGACCAUGGGGAAGCCAGUAAUAGGUUGGCAAGCUAUAGCCAGCUGUCUCUUUUCAUGCAGCUGGCAAGUUUAGAAUAGUGGUUGUGUUUUUAAAGAAGAAAAAUAUGUGACAGAGACCACUUUUGGCCCACAAAACCUAAAAUACUCAACUCUCUGGCCGUUUACAGAAAAAAAAUUGCCAGUUCUUUAUCUACAGCAGUGGGGAUAACUUUGCUCCCUGGGGGGGCACUUGGCAAAGUCUAGAGACAUAGUUGGUCUUUAAAAGUGGAGGGGGGUUGCCAUUGGCAUGUUUUGGAAGACACCAAGGAUGCUGCUAAAUAUCCUACAAUGCACAGGGGCUUUCCUCAAGAGGGAGAAAGUAUGUGCCCCAGAAUGUCAGUAUUGCUACGGUUGAGAAAUUUUAACCAACAGUUCCUCAUGUUUUUGUGAAACACGUGGGUACUCACAUUAUGAGAAAUUCCUAUUUACAGCUUCAAAACUAUACUCAGUGUAAUUCUUUUAGGAAUCACAUGAGAACCCACAUUGCAGACAAUCCCUCUGUGGAGUUUCAUCCACAGCCCUCUCACGUGUGUGUAUGAGAGUUCUCUCCCCAGUAGGAUUUCUCAGUAUGUGUGGAAUUACACUUAUCAGUUAGUCUUCUAUCACAAAAAUGGACCCCAGCUCAUUAAUUUUUCAGUCUUUAAUUUUAAGGUUAUGCUCUUGCAAAUAACCCUCACGCCUCAUCACAGAAGGUUUGUACAUAGUAAUUCUACUAUAAUUUCAUUUGUGAUAUGUGUUUAUUUCCUUUUGGACAACUUACUUUGAACAGUGGAGUUUUUUUUUUGUUUUGUUUUUUUAAGACUAGUGUCAUGUGCUGUGUAACAUGUGGGUAUUUUUAGUACCUAUUUGUUACAAAUAUCUAAUUCAAAUAAGUUGUGAUCAGAGCAGGAUGUGUUCAUCAAAUCGGUCCUUUGGAAUGUUUUUGGCCUCCUAUCCAGCCACAAGUAACCUAAACUUGUAGUUGCAUCUUCAGUAUCUUUUUCUUUCAUAUCAGAAAGAUCCAAGUUCUGAUUAGUAAGGUAUGCUAUUUUAGAAAAUCUCUUACAGGUUUUCCUGCAACUAGUAGAGUCCAUGUCCACAGCCUGGCCAUUGACAAAAAGGCAGAUGCCACAAUACAGGCUGUGAGAAAGCACUUGAGAAAGGGUCUGUCUUACCUGGAUUCUUCUCUACAUUUUUUUUCCCCUUAUUCUUCCCCUUACUUCGCACCUUGAGAAGAGAUCCAGUACCUAGUGUUAAAGAUCCAUGUUAUGACCAUGAGGAUGCAAGCCACAGGCUAAGCAAGAGGAGUAGGGCAGUUUACUGCAGAAAAAUCACGAUAAUCUUGGCUUCCUCGAUGGCCUCUUUGAGUGUCUGCACUAGCCCUGGAUUUGUUAUUUCCAGACUUACAUGAGAAAAAAUAAAACUGGUUAUUGGUUUAA
Odocoileus virginianus texanus is the source of this 4512-nucleotide messenger RNA. It is a transcript of the gene ZNF317, whose product is annotated as zinc finger protein 317. Gene Ontology annotation, biological process: regulation of DNA-templated transcription. Lineage: Eukaryota; Metazoa; Chordata; Mammalia; Artiodactyla; Cervidae. The record is from RefSeq and is a predicted model, not a curated record.